CGGGCUACCGGAGCCCAGCACGCAGUCCGGCCCUGCGGCCCCGCGGACGCCCGCCCCGGCAAGGGCCGGACCUGCACCUGAACACGCCCGGCGGGCGGGGUCCGGGAGCGCGGCUGCGGCAUGGGGAAAUUUCAGUCCAAGCACGCCGCCACAGCCUGCAAGCGGAGAGAGAGCCCCGAAGGGGACAGCUUCGUGGUGUCUGCGUCCGCGAGCGGCCGCAAAGGCGCGGAGGAGGUGGAGCGGCGCGCUGGCGGCGGCGUGGAGCGCCGCGCACAGGACAAGCAGGAGCUGCCCAGUGGGGACCCCAAGGAUGGACCUUUCCGGGAGGACCAGGGUCUCCUAGAAGUAGCUCUCCCCUCCAAGAAGGCCGAGGGCCGCGAGUGCCCAGGACAGCUCUUCGGCGUGGACGCAGGGGAGAGAGCGGCGAAUCGCGAGGGCUUGCGAGGACUGGGCAGGAAGCACCUGAAUAUUGAUCAGGCCCUUCAGUGUGAUGUCUCAGUGGAGGAGGACAACCGCCAGGAGUGGACAUUCACGCUCUAUGACUUUGACAACAGUGGGAAGGUCACCAGGGAGGACAUGUCCAGUCUGAUGCACACCAUCUACGAGGUCGUCGGUGCCUCCGUCAACCACUCUUCAGGCAGUAGCAAGGCCCUCCGUGUGAAGCUGACCGUCAGCCCUGAGCCUGCUAGCAAGAGGAAGGAGUGUCCUCCCGCCAGCCAGGACUGGGAGCCCAGCCGCAGCCGGACAGAGAUCGAGCUUGCUGAGGACGCCCGGGUGGCGGACAAGCGGCUGUCUGCCCACCUCAGGCCCCUCCUCUCUGCCCCAUGCAGGAGGCCCAGCACGGAGCCCCAGCCCUGCCCCGUGCAGGGGCCCUACUGCGUGGACGAGAACACCGAGCGCAGAAACCACUACCUGGACCUCGCUGGGAUCGAGAACUACACGUCCAAGUCGGGCCCAGGGCUGCCGGAGCAGGCGAGGCAGGCGCCGCAGGGCAGGGCCGCACACCUCCAGAGCAGGUCCCACUCCCAGGGGCCGGACACCCACGCCGCGCAUCACCGCAGGUCCCAGGUGCUGACCGACCACACCGUGCCAGUGGCCGAGCCCAUGGUGCGGGUCCUGGACAUGCAGCCCCGGCUGAAGGGGCAGGAGAAGCAGUUCCUCAGGUCCCCCAAGGGUCCAGGGAAGCCACUGGGGCUGGCGGUCAGCAGCAAGCCGGGGAAGGUCCUCAGCUACUACCUGCCGGCCACCCCGACCCCUCAGGCCACGCAGGAUGGCCCCCACCUCCCACAGCCCCCUCCACAGCCCCCACCACAGCCCUUCGGCCACAAGCGGCACCGACAGAAGGGCAGGGAGGGCCCCUCGCCGCUCAAGGCCCCGCACAGCCAGCCUCUGGUGGAGCCGGAGGCUGCGCGGGAACUGCCGCCCAUGCCGGGGGCCGAGGCCUGCGUGGCUCCCAUGGUCCAGCGACAUGAGCACCAGCACCAGCACCAGCACCACCACCACCACCACCACCACCACCACUUCCUGCCCUCCUAGCGCUCACCCCGCCCUGGGCCCCGCCGCUCGAGGCCCCGCCACCCCUGGGCCUCCAUUGCCCCCGUCUCGACCCCACACCCAGCUCCGGGUGUCAGGUGGAUGCCAUGGGCGUGGCACCAGGACGGGCCUGGCUCAGUGCCGCGUGGACGGGGUGUUCGACGCACUGUCCUGACACGCGCUGUUCUGUGACCAUAAAGCCACACUGCACGCAGGGAACUCCCUCACUCGCUUUCCUCCCUGCGUCCGAGGUGGGGCCGGGCAGCGCGGGGUCUGCUCAGUGGCUCCUGGUAGGCCCUGGCUGGGCUUCGCCUGGGCGCAUCAGGCUGUCCCUGGUGCGAGGCCAGGUGGAGGGGCAUGAGAAAGCCCCCGGGGGCCCUUGUUCUCCGUGAAGUCGGGCACGGGGCCCUGGGCAUGCCAAGUGACCUUCCUGCACAGGUCGCAGGGAGAAGGGUGGCCGCCAGCCUCAGCCAGAGACGCCAGUGCUGGCCAGGGAGGCGCUGUGGCAGUGCAGCCCGGGGUCCCCAGCACCCCGGGUGGGCCUGGGCAGGGAGGCGCAGGGUCGGGAGGUGUCACACCCUAGCAAGCGGGAAUGGACGCAGGGGUCAGCUGCGUGGCACUCCCAGGUGCCUGCCCACCAGAGCAGGUGCAGGAGGACGGGAGCCCGCUGCAGGGGAGCUGGAGUCUGCAGGGUCCGGGCUUCCUCUCCUGGGUUGUUUUAAGAGCAAGCCCGUUGAUGCUCCGCUGGCCCCUGGCUUUUCCUCCAGGCAUGAGAGAAGCAUGUGCUUUGUAAUGCCUCGUGCCCCGUACCAGCAGCUUUCCAGAGCGCUGCGGUCAGUGCGUCUGCACUGAGUGGCCACAGGUGCACCCAGUGGACAGGGUGUCCACCUGGGCUUGUGCAAGGUUGGGGACUUGCUGCACAGGCAGGCGUGCGCGCCACGUCAGGGUUGGCUCUCCCACCGUACUGCUGGGAAAACCCCAACCAAAUUGCAAACCCACGUUCAGCUCAGGAUACAGGAACCCCGAGGCCAGGGGCUGCUGCAUGGACCUUGGCUUGUGCAGGGAGCUGGGCUCCUGGCCAGCAGGGCUGGUUGGAGUGUUGGAGGGGCUGUGUCCUCCUCAGAUGUUGUAGUUUCAAGAAAGCCCUGGGGAUUUCUGGGGCUGGGGUCUCCCCCGAGCUGUGCCACAGGCACCCGCCUCUGGUUCCUUGUGUUGGCCACAUCCUGAGGUUCUCUGCAGCAGCCUGUUCCAGAACAUCCACUUUCCACACCAAGCAGGCCUAUCGCAUGGACAUCUGGGCCGCGGACAGUGCUGCUGUGAAUGCAGGGACUGUUCCAGGAGAGCCGGUGACCCACGGGGUGACCUUCAGAGGGCGGCACCAGGAGAGAGCCAGUGACCCACGGGGGACCUGACGGUGUCAGAGGGCGGCACCAGGAAGUCCGUGCCAGCGUCCCCACUCCUCUGCACCCCACACCUUGCCAUAAGCCCAUCUGCUGCCCUCUGGCCAGGGCUUUCUCUGGUGCUCCAACCCACAUGCAAACCAUGGACUGAGUGUGGGCUCCUGGCAGUGCUGCCUGUGUAGCUGGAUGCCAGCUGCCUCCUCCUGCCCAGGCAGGAGAUGACCCGAGCCCCCAAGGCUGGUCUGGCUGACCAGUCCUGCAACAGCCCCUCCAAGAGACGGGAGGAUGAGCACAUUCUCCAGCUCCUUGGUUUUAUGCUCAGUGAGACGUGAAACUCUCCAACUCAGAUUUCAUAGGACUUUAUUCUACAAACAAAAUCAUACAAAGACAAGGAAUCUAGAAAAGGAAAGUGUGGAAUCGAUUUUGAUGGCUGCGGUGACAAGGCAGAGAUCACAAAGGAAAAGCAGGCUGGGGCGCAGCUCCAGUCCCGGGCUCCCCCGGCUUCCUGUGAAGGGUGCCGCAGCCUUGGCCUUCCCACACAGGCCAGCCCCUGCGGCUCUGCUCCAGCCUGCCCUGGGAGGCCGGUGAGCGGGCCCUCCCUGCCCUACAGUGCCUCUGUCCUGACCUGGGCUCCGUGGAGGGCUCUGUUCACUAGGGAGCCCUGGAAACCAGUGAUGGCCCAGGGCCUGGGUGGGUCCUCGCAGGAAGCAAGGUCUUACGACAGUGGGGUCACCCCAAGGCCCCGGGGUGUUUAAAUAAAUAAAUAACCCACGCAGCGGCCAGCGAGGCGGAGUGCUGGACAACCGCAGCCUGCAAACACGACUGACCUAGGAAGCAGAAAGCUCCAAGGUAAAGUGCAAACCCCGUAGGGUUGAUGAGGGCGCCAGGCCCGCUGCUGCGUCGCCUGCAGAGGCACAGCCCCGGCCAAGGGCGAGCGGGGACAGCACUCCACAGGCAGGGCCAGCCACCGCGGCCACCACACUGGGGGUCUCUCCUCGCACCCCGCUGCUGGGCACGACCUGCAGCAGACUCCCAGGGCACAGCGCCCUUGGCGGCUGGUCCCAGGCACAGCCCCGCUCAGCAGGCGCCCCCGGUGUGGCCCCCACGCCCCCACCAGCACCCACGUGGCCCCGCGCGGCUCCUUCCGCACUGCUCGGUGUUCAGCGGGGGCUGGGAGGCGGUGGGAGUCCCGCGGCCAUGUGCCAUUCUGCCCUCGUGUCAGCGACACGUGAAGCCACAGCCACUGGACAGUCCAGCUGAGGGGAGGCUGUCCUGGAGGCGGAGGCUGGGCAGCGGGCAGGGGCCCAUCCAGGAUGCUGGGCACACGGCGCUCUCCACCCUGGACGGACACGGGGGUCUUUCCAGUCACCUGCUCUCCCUCUCAGGACUUCCUAGAACAUUUUCUGCUUGGAGGAAGCCCAGGUGGUAGCUCUAGAAACUUCUGUAGGAAGCCAGCUGCAGCAUGUCAGGCGGCCUGAGUGACAUCCUGGUCAGUCUGAGUCCUCACCCCACCCAGCAGCCCACGCUCUCAGGUGUUAGGAGUAGAUGGUGAUGACCUCCCGACCGCCGCCCCUGACCAGGAGCACCCUGUUCAGCCCCUCGGUCAAGACCUCGAGAAACU
This is a messenger RNA of Sciurus carolinensis (gray squirrel), 4554 nucleotides long. It is a transcript of the gene Nkd2, whose product is annotated as NKD inhibitor of WNT signaling pathway 2. Gene Ontology annotation, cellular component: cytoplasm. The record is from RefSeq and is a predicted model, not a curated record. Gene Ontology annotation, molecular function: calcium ion binding. The coding region runs from base 121 to 1536 and encodes 471 amino acids. Gene Ontology annotation, biological process: negative regulation of Wnt signaling pathway. Lineage: Eukaryota; Metazoa; Chordata; Mammalia; Rodentia; Sciuridae. The transcript is spliced from 10 exons.